AUGUCAGCAGUCGUUAAGCGCGAUCGAGACUCCUCCAAUUCCCCCGAACCAGAAGCCAAGCGCCUCAACGUAGACGCCAACGUCAAGGCAAAGUCCAAGAACGACGGUAACGAUACCCCUGCCUCACCCGACCGCCAGAGCAACAGCACCACCAAGAAGAUGGCUUCCGACGCUUCCGGAAAGCCCGAGGAGAUGGACGCCGUUGAUCUCGGCAAUGUCACUGCAGAUGGCGACAACAACAACGCCGACACCAGCGCGCUUUCCAACGAUCAGGAUGGCGAUCAGGUCGCUGACAGCGCCGGCAGCGUCGGCGACUCGUCCGAGACGCAGGCGACCCAGAUUUCGAUGCGAACCUUGAUCGUCACCAGCGAUGCCAGUAUCAUCAUUGGCAAGUCCGGCAAGCACAUCAACGAAAUCCGUGACAAGAGCAACGCCCGUCUCAAUAUUAGCGAGAUCAUUCAAGGCAACCCCGAGCGCAUCUUGACCGUUUCGGGUCCUCUUGACGCUGUCAGCAAGGCUUUCGGUCUCAUCGUUCGCAGAAUCAACGACGAGCCCUUUGACCAGCCGUCUGUCCCUGGCUCGAAAUCCGUUACCAUCCGCUUCAUCGUCCCCAACUCCCGCAUGGGUUCCGUCAUCGGCAAGCAGGGUUCCAAGAUCAAGGAGAUCCAGGAGGCCUCGGGUGCCCGUCUCACUGCAGGUGAAGCCAUGCUGCCCGGCUCCACCGAGCGCGUCCUCUCUAUCUCGGGUGUCGCCGACGCCGUUCACAUUGCCGUCUACUACGUCGGCACCAUCCUGCUCGAGCACCAGGACCGCAACGCCAACAACCUCCCUUACCGACCCACCGCCGGUGGUCCAUCGACCCGUCCCCCCGCCCCCGGCGGCAACCCAUAUGCUGCUCCUCAGCAGGCAUUCGGCUACGGUGCACCCGCCCCUCCCUUCGGCGCCGCGCCUGCCGGUGCCGGUGGCGCACCCCAGCUGCCGCCCGGCUCGCAAACGCAGCAAAUCUUCAUCCCCAACGACCUGGUGGGCUGCAUCAUCGGUAAGGGCGGCUCCAAGAUCAACGAGAUCCGCAGCAUGAGCGCCAGUCACAUCAAGAUCAUGGAGCCCGGCGCGGGCAUCGCCGCUGGCGGCAGCGGCAACGAGAGGCUCGUCACCAUCACCGGCCCACCGCCGAACAUCCAGAUGGCCGUCUCGCUGCUCUAUCAGAGGCUCGAGCAGGAGAAGAUGCGACUCGCGCAGGGUGGUGCUCCCUGA
Kalmanozyma brasiliensis GHG001 is the source of this 1254-nucleotide messenger RNA. Its product is annotated as K Homology domain, type 1. The transcript has 3 exons. Gene Ontology annotation, cellular component: nucleus; cytoplasm. The coding region runs from base 1 to 1254 and encodes 417 amino acids. Gene Ontology annotation, biological process: regulation of RNA metabolic process; regulation of gene expression. Lineage: Eukaryota; Fungi; Basidiomycota; Ustilaginomycetes; Ustilaginales. The record is from RefSeq and is a predicted model, not a curated record. Gene Ontology annotation, molecular function: mRNA binding.